AUGUGUACACUUGUUCGGUACGUUUCUCCAACAAAUGGAUCUAUACGAACGGAGUUAUUGGAGCUGAUACCAUUAAAUGCGACUGAUUGUUCAGCAGUUAAAAUUUAUGAAGCAUUUAAACUAUGUUUAAAUCAGAAGGAUAUACCACUGAAUAAUAUAACAGGCUUGGCAUGUGAUGGUGCUAAUGUAAUGGUGGUAAAUCAUAAUUCUUUUUAUUCCCACUUAAAGACUGACGUACCAUCUGUGAUACUCAUGAAAUGUAUUUGUCAUUCUGCUGCUCUAAUAGCCAGUAAAGCGUGUGAACAAUUACCAAGAUCAACUGAAGAGCUCUUACGUGGCGUAGAAUCCUAUGUAUCUGGUAGUGCCAAACGGUGUGCUCAAUUAUGCGAAAUACAGGAUUAUUUUAAUAAAGAAAGAAAAAUAAUCCUUAAGUUAGCCAACACAAGAUGGCUUUCUAUGUACCAGUGUGUUUCAAGAGUACUGGAAACUUGGGAUAUAUUAUUACACUACUUUCAACUGGCUGUUUUUGAAGAUAAGUUAAAGAGCGCAGAAUUUAUUCUGGGUGAGCUCCAAAAUAGUUAUACUAAAGCAUAUUUACUAUUUUUGAAGUAUGUUCUUAAUUGUUUUAAUUCGUUCAAUGCAUUAUUCCAAUCAAGAUCGAUAUUAUUACAUAAAUUAUCUACUGCAUCUGUACAGUUAUUGAAAGAAUUCUGCAGUCAUUUUCUCAAGGUUGAUAUUCUUAAUCAAAUACAUUUAUCUAAAAUUGAUGUGAAAAAUCCUUUUUAA
This is a messenger RNA of Acyrthosiphon pisum (pea aphid), 786 nucleotides long. RefSeq lists its product as uncharacterized. NCBI's taxonomy places the organism in Eukaryota, Metazoa, Arthropoda, Insecta, Hemiptera, Aphididae. The coding region runs from base 1 to 786 and encodes 261 amino acids. The transcript has a single exon. The record is from RefSeq and is a predicted model, not a curated record.